AUGUCUUCAAGUCCCAAGCGGAUUCCGCGAGUGCCUCAAAGAGCCAAUAGACCACCUCCGAUGGGGCCCUAUAGAGCUGAUGUUCAGCCGGGGUUGCGGGUUAAGCGCAAUGAGUUACCGCGACCUCGGCCCAGAGCAGGAGAAGGAACAGGGGGGUUUUUAGUCAGCCCGAGCGUACGGCGCGUAGCGUUCCGCGCGCGCCUCAAAGAGCCAUUUGACCACCACAGAUGGGGCCCUAAAGGGCUGAUGUUCAGCCGGGGUUGCGGGGUAAGCGCAAUGAGAUACCGCGACCUCGGCACAGAGCAGGAGAAGGAACAGGGGGGUUUUUAUUGCAGCUACGACUACCUAGAGAUCUCGGAGGUGGGAGUGGACAAUAGCAGCGAACAUGCGCAAGAAUGGCAAUUACAUGACCAUCAUGAAGCAUUCAAUUCUGAUACUGAGAUAUGGGAAGAAACAGAGACUCAGCUACCAGAAUCGGACGCAAUCAGCGCGGGCUGGAUGCGAGAUGCGCACGCGACUCGCGCACGUCGACUCUGCGGUGAUUGGAGCGGGAAACUCAAGUUACUGCGCUACCAAUCACGGGGCAACGUGCUGCGCUUGCGCUUUAGAUCCGACCACUCAAGACACUAUGCCGGAUUCCGAGCUAAGGUCACCGUCACUGAUUCGCAAUCUUGUAUGGACUCGAAGCAAGUUCUGUUCAAUGGGCACUGCUACCUGUUCUCCGGUUACCCGAAAGCUUCCUGGGCGACUUCAAAACAGGUAUGUGAGGGCCUGAACAUGCAUCUGUCAUCCGUCCAUUCUGCUGAUGAAGAGCGGUUCAUAGUGUCAGGCAUCCGACAAAGCAGCGAUUACAGCGCUGGAUCCGUUUACUGGUUGGGAGCCCGUCUAGACAGCGAAGAAGGGGAAGGUUUGAGCUGGAUUGAUGGAAGCGCUGUAGGAUUCCAAGGCUGGCCGCCUUAUAAUGACACCGAGGAAAUUGUGGACGCAUGUUUGGGUGUACAGUGGAAGUCGUCACCAAUCCCGUCUCUACCUAGUGGCUUGUUUUGGACCUUACACAAGUGUGGGAUGACAGGCGGGUACGUUUGCAAACGACGGCUGAACCCAGAGCACGUAGUCAAGAACAGAACGGUUGAAGGAAUUUCUGGAGUGCUAACGAGUCCCAAUCACCCUGGCAUGUACGACAAUGACCUUGACUUCUGGGUACACGUGGUAGGCCCUGAGGAUACGCGCUUAGUUUUUGUUUUUCAGAGAAUCGAUUUGGAAUAUCAAAAGGACUGUCUUUAUGAUUUUGUUGAGCUACGUGACCCAUGGAAUAUGAAGUCGUCAAGAUAUUGUGGUUCUGUUGGAGAAGCACGUUGGGUCGCCUCCACCAACAGAGCUGUGCUGUACUUCCAUUCCGAUUACAACACCCAAGGUUCAGGCUUCUCUGUGACAUGGCGAGCAGUAGAGCUAGUCGGAUGUCCAUCGCAGACCAUCACGUCAAAAGAGGGAGUCCUAAAAAGUCCCAACUACCCUCAUUUUCUGUUACCUAACCUGGAUUGCACCAUCGAUAUUCUGGCUCCGACAGGCAAACGGGUCUUCCUAAACAUCAGCUUCUUCGACUUUGGCUACGGAGUGUUUGCAAAAGGCGUGCCCAUCAACGUCACCGACACCAUUCCAGAAGACUCCUUCAUCGACGUCCAAAUCGACCUUCAGAACCCUCCCAUCAGGCCGUUCCUGAACCCCAACAUACUGACCAAUGGCCUCUUUGUGUCUCAAUCUGAAAUACUGCGACUGAGGAUCAAAACUGGCGAGAAUGUCACUGGACAAGGAUUUUUGGCGUUUUAUAAAACAAUAAGCUACCUGAACGCGUCUCACGUGUUGGAAGUAGCGUCGGGUGUGGGCGGUCGGCUGGCGGCUCCCAACUGGCCGCAGCUGGCGCCCGCGCGGGCUGCGCUGCGCACGCGUCUCGUGGCGCCGCACCAACACACGCUCACGCUGGCAUUCAGCGCUACAACGCUGGUCGCUACUGGAGACGGUCUUUGGCCAUGUGGAGUGGGCAGUGGGUGGAUACAGGUGAAAGAUAGUUACACAGACAACAACGGUACAGAAUGGACACUCUGCGAAGUUGACAGGAGCAAGAGAAAGCUGGAGCCACGUGCGCCGCUCGUCAUCAACUCGUACCUGCACUCGCUCAGCGUGACGCAGCAUGCUGGGGAGCGAGGCGUCAAUAUGGAUGUCUCACUUAUGGUGAACAAAGAUCCAGAGUACCACAGUAAAGUGCUGCUAAUUUCUGAGGAGACCAGCCUGGAGUCCUGCUACCCAAAUCCAUGUCUACACGACGGCAGAUGUGCUACUGAUGAUGGAAGAAGUUACUGCCAGUGUUCUGGAUACUAUGCUGGUUUAUUCUGCUUGGUGACGGCUUGCGAACGUUCGCCAUGUCUAUACGGGAACUGCACGCUGGUGGCCGAGGGUGCGGGGGGUGCGGCGGGCGUGGGGGGCGAGGGAUAUACGUGCGCAUGCGCGCGCGGGUGGCGCGGGCGGCGCUGCGCCGAGCGCGUGCGGCCGUGCGCCUCCAAGCCAUGCAACAACCGCGGUGCCUGCACCGAGCGGGACGGGGGCUUCCUCUGCCAGUGCAACCCCUCUUGGAAGGGCAAGAGAUGUGAGAUCCCAAACCCGUCUCCCAACAUCAUCAGCUUGGGCCAGCGCAUGCUCCAGGAACCGUUCUGGCUGGGCCUGAUCACAGUGUUCGUGGUCCUCGGUAUGAUCGGUCUUGUCUGGUGCGCCAAGCGUCACUUCCCCGAGAAGAUCGAGAAGCUGCUGGCCGAGGAGGCCGACCGAUGCGCUAGACCGGGCGUGCUGCACGACGCGGCGCCGCAUCGCACGCUGCUCACGCGGCUGGGUAUCCGCAAGCCGUCGGUGUCGGGGCUCGCGCCACACCCGCGAGCCGCGCGCACCUUUAGCUUGGACGAUCUGUUAAAGCCGCCGCCCGGACGAACACCGUCACCUCGUAAAAAACGUAACAAUUCCACUCCAACUAAGAAAAACGCCGCUGAGAAGAAACAAAUUUUGCAACAACUCAUAAGCCCUGCAACCACCAAUGACCAUUCAAAGAAGAUUACAAUGGGAGAUCUGAUCCAGAUGUCUGAGAAGCGGACGCUGAGCACAGUAGAAAGUGCGCCGGCAUUCAUGGACUAUGGAAAUGAAAACAAAGAAACUUCGUUUGCAAGUGAAGCUUCUACGCCGUCGACUUCGCCUUCCAUGAGACACAUAUCAGAUCCUAAAUUAGAAAAGAAAGUAACGUUUGCAAGACUACUGAACAAAGUGUCCGCUGAAAUGAGUUCCAGUUCUGACGUAGAUAUGGUGAACACUAUCACCAUUCCCAUGGCGGUGAUAGCAGAUAGAGGAAUGAAAGCGAAAGCGUCCAGUACUCCGCCCUCGCCGGGAGUCGAAGUGCGAUCUCCUCACAGCACAUCUAGCAACCAGGGAAGUGAUUCAAUGUCCAGUUUGGACUUGACGUUAACGCACACUGCAUUGAAGAAAUAUUCAAGACAGCCAAAAAUCUCAAGCGCUGACUCCAUACUGGCAAUGUUCCGAAACUUCUCGUCCUCGUCAGCUGCAAUAGUGUCACGAGCGUCAUCGGGAGGAGUCUCCGUGUCCAGCACGCCUUCAGCUUCAUCACCCCAGGACGACACAGUGGACGCGGACGAUAUAUCCAUAGCAUCUUCUCACAUCCCCUCACUGGCGCCAGACUCGCCCGUCACCAGGCCGCAUAACACUAUCGAGAUCCAGGUUCUGGACCCUCUAAGUGCACACAAAUCGUCAUCAUCAGGUAGCAACCUACUUCACCCACCGUCCAUACUACUAGAAGUACCAAGUGGGAUCAACAAAUGUUUGUCCCCGAUACGAGAACUGCCCACACCAUUACCAACACCCCUCCCAACACCCCUGCCUACCCCUCUACCGUCCCCUAGACUGCCAAGAGCUAAUAUCGAAAUGGAUGUUAAGAGCGAGUCUACCGCAACUGUCAUGUCACCCAGUGAAGAUGAGCUCGAUGAAAUUAAGUGUGAAACGAAGAGUGACAGACCAACUUCUGGUUUGCGGUUGAAGCUGCGACCGACAUUGCUGAGCACGGACACGACCACUACGACACCGACACCGUCGACUCAUGUGACGUCAUCAGCAAGCCCCAGCUUGACCCACAGCCCGGCGUCGCCCCCCGGCGCGCUGCCAGCACUACGCGUGCCGCUACUGCAAGUGCAGCGCGCGUCGCCCGGCUCCCCGCCGCCCCGUCGUACGCCCCCGCACUUAGAGUUCCAGCCACCGCCCCUCAUUACCGUCACCUACAACGCUAGCGAGGAGUCGGACGAGCCCAUGUCCCCUAGACCACCCCCACCCUCUGGCAACAUGUGCUACCUUAGUCCGUUCUCGAUGUCUGCGAGAGGGGAGCGAGCUCCUUCAGAAUCGAACUUAUCCUCGUCAGGGUACAGCUCUAUGGCGAGCCCUGGGCCUUCACGUUGUGGGUCUAGCAAUCCCUUGUGUCCUUCAGAAAUGGAAGACCCUGGCUCUGGUGGUGGCCCAUCCUGUUUUCAGUCCAGGAGACGGCCGCUCAUGAAGACUAACUCCAGCCCUGCAGCUUCCAAUGAUGACAGUAAGGAACGUAGGCGAGGACGAUCUGAUUCCGAGACAUUAUCCGACGACCCCCUGUUAGAAUCCAAUGACGAAGGCAUAGGGACCGACGAAAGAGUUGAUGACGUACCCACGAGCGCGAAACAGAUGGAACUAGUCGCGCUUAAGGAAACUUUAGAAAUUCCGCAAGCGACGCUGUGCUCUCCUAGCGGAGUGACCAAAUGCUCAAUAGUCAAAUGCGUUAGUGUCGAAAGAGGACUAGACGAGAAGGCCAGUUUGAGGCCUCCCACUUUGAUAACAGAAGGUAGUAGACCCCUGAGUCCAGUCAGUUCCAGGAGUGAGAGCCCGUUAAGUGACAAAACUGGUUUGGGAAGGUUUUCACCACAAUUUUACGGUAGACAACUGCCGUUUACAGAUUCUGAUGGGUUGUACGACUUUCCUAGUUCAGAAUGUGUGAAAGGUGCCAACAACAAGUUUGGCAGUAACUGUCAGAAGAAGAGUGGCAGGAAGCGAGACCGCAGGAACACGCGCACCGCCUCGCACGAAGUCACCGGCAGCACCAAGUCCACGCUGCCCCACAUGCCACACUCCAUGCACAACUUGUUGGAGGUGCCAGGCAGCCGUGACGGUGCGACGCGAGGACGCAAGGGCGGCAGACGACGGUCUCGUUCUCAGGCACCAGCACCAGCGUCAUCAUCAUCAUCUGAGGACUCUGUGUCCAACGCAAGCGUAGCGUCUGUGGCCUCGGCCAGGGAGCUGAGGUUGCCUGACAUGGACAUGCAGGACACGUCGUCUAAAAUAUCUUCGAGCUUGGAUCUAACUGAGGAUUCCAGAAAACCACCAAAAGUCAACAAAUUGCGGACAAUUAGCAAUCAGAUAAGAUUUCUCCGACGGCUAGAGCGCAGCUUGAAAAUGAAAGAAAGCUACCCAGCUCUUUCCGACGACGAAGGAGACGAGUCAUCGAGCGUCACUUCGCCUCUACUCCAAGGUCGGAAGGAGUUAGGCCGUCUUCCAAGCCACGCGAUAUCAGCUCCUCUACUUAGUGCAGUUAGGCCCAAAAUUACUAGACAGAGACGUUACGAUAGGUCGUUAGUAAGUGAAGACACGAGGACUUUAAAUACUGCCGCAGGUCAAGACAAUUCUGACUGA
Spodoptera exigua (beet armyworm) is the source of this 5757-nucleotide messenger RNA. Lineage: Eukaryota; Metazoa; Arthropoda; Insecta; Lepidoptera; Noctuidae. The record is from the annotation of a GenBank genome assembly.